Molecule: messenger RNA, 4062 nt
Organism: Closterium sp. NIES-65
Lineage: Eukaryota; Viridiplantae; Streptophyta; Zygnematophyceae; Desmidiales; Closteriaceae
Source: the annotation of a GenBank genome assembly
AUGGAGGAUCCACCGCUACCUGCAGACAAAGGCAAAGAGAAAGUGGUUGAGGAGGAUGCUGCUGUGACCAUCCAUACGGAAGGGAGCAGCUCUGGUCUGUCCCUGGAGGAGAAACUUGCUGCGCUUACCUCUGCUCAUGCUGACGCUGAUGACUUCACGGAUGAUGACUCCGACGACGAGCUUGAGUUUGAUGUCACGAAAGACCUCGUCGCCAAGCAGCGCUUCACGGCCAUCCUGCUGAUCCCGUUCAUCCUGCAGCAGGAAAUGGCGAAUGUUAUUCUGACCGACCUGUUCCCGGCUUAUGUUGCAAAGACGAAAUACAGCCGGCUUCAGUUAUCAUUCCUGAAGGAAGAAGAUGCAGUUAAUGUGCGUCAGGCGACAUUGGAAUACCAGCGUGCGAACAACAGUGUCACUCACAAGCUCCACUGGCUGCAUGCUGAGAAUGCGGCCUUCAUUCGAUUUAAGGCGUCCAACGCGCGUGCGCUCGAAGUUCUCUUUAAAGGUGUUCCUGCGAAUAUCACUCCGGAAGGGUUGGAAGAGAUGCUGACAAAACACAAGCUGAAGAUUCGACAGGUCACACCGUUCCUUGAAGGACACUGCUUUCACCGUGUGCUUCAUCCGGUUUCUGGAGCUGACACGGACGUGAUCAAGGGCUUGGUUAUUCCACAUACGGAGGAGAAGAAGCGUCGCCAUAUUCACCAGAUCAGUCAUCCUCUGGAGCACGGCAAGAAGCUCCUGGUACACCAGGAAAGCACUCGGAUUGAUCGAGCGUUGGUCUCUCAGUCCCUGCUUCCGCGUCUCAUAUCCGCCUCUCAUGUCAAACCUGAGGAGCCAGUCUCUGACCACGGCUUCGCCAUUCGCAUCGCCUUCAAGAUCAAAUCGCAGCUGCGCACGGGCCCGGGGCUAUGGCGCAUGCACCCAUCCAUGCUGCACAGACCAGGUGUCCGUAAGCUUACGGAAGAGGUGGAGGGGCAGGUUGCACAAAAAGGCGGUGAUUUUGAGGUUCUGAUAUCUCGCCUGAAUAUCAGCCUUCGUCGUUACUCCAAGGAGGAGAGCAAAAGGAUAAGGGCGACGAUCAAUCACCUUUCAUCAAUGGUCGCAGGGUUGGCGCAAGAAUUCAUGUGCAACCCAAAAGAUCAACUGCUAAAAGAGAGAUUAAGGAAGGCGGAGCGGCAGUUAAAAGAGUAUCACGCAUGUCGGCGAGAGAGGAAUCACCUUAUGGCGGGAAUGGCCAAGGAGCUAGUCGGUGAAAUCCCGUCUCCUCACCUCUCAGCGAGGAUUAAGAUGCGGAGGGUUAAGACACAGAUAACGGAGCUGGCGGUUCCCGGGGGGGUGGUAACUGAGCCAAAAGAGAUUUUGAAGGCGGCAUCUGAAUACUACAGCGGUCUCUUUGGGGAGGAUAAGAGGACGGCACUCUCAAACUGGGUUCCAGCAGCGGGGAAAAGGCUUUGGUUCUCGGAGGCGGAGUGUUUGCAGGAGGACUGGACAGAAGCAGAGGUGAAGCGUGCUCUCAAGGAGAUGGCUGACAAUAAAUCUCCGGGGAAGGAUGGGCUACCGAAGGAACUUUUUGAGCAACAUUGGGACGUACUGGGGAAACACCUCAUGGAGCUGGUACAGAGCUUCACCUCCUCAUCGUCGCUCCCGACUAGCGUUAAGGACGCUGUAACCAUUCUUCUGCAUAAAAAGGGAGCAAAAGAGCAGUUAGAGAACUACCAACCGAUAACCUUGCUGAACUUCAGUUACAAAGUACUGGCAAGGGUGCUGGCAAGCAGAAUUAAAAAGGUGCUUCACAAAGUCAUCUCGGAGGAGCAGUUUGGCUUCAUACCGGGGAGAAGGGUGUCGGAUGCGGUGGGGCUUGUAGCGGAUGUCAUCGACGCGGCAAAGAAUGGCAUGGAGGACUGGUAUAUGCUGCUGGUCGACUUCAGGAAAGCCUUUGAUUCAGUUUCCCGGGACUUCACCUUUGAGGUCCUUAAGAAGAUGGGCUUUCCGGAGCGUUUUGUCGGGUGGGUGAAAGGACUGCACGACAACACGCGCACAAGUUUAUUAGUUAACGGAUGGAUGGGGGAAGCAGUGGAUGUGGUAUCAGGAGUCCGGCAGGGGUGUCCCAUCGCCCCUUACUUGUUUCUCUGUGCGGUGGAACCUCUGGUGCAGCUGGUGGAAAGGAAGAAGUUGGGAAUUACCAUCAGGGGUUGUACUGAGCAACGGCUGGCUUACGUCGGUUAUGCCGAUGAUACUACUCUCCUACUUCAGGGAAAACAACAAAUCGUCAAAGCGGAGGAAGUACUGGAGGAGUUCAAGAACAUCUCUGGGUUGGCGACGAAUAAAGAUAAAUCGGUGGUGCUUCCGCUAGGAGUUAACCUUGGCAAAAAAACCUGGCGCACAGAUGGCUUCAGAUGGGCAGGUGCGGAUGAGGCUGAAAAGCUUCUUGGUAUCUGGGUCACGCCCAGCGGAAGCUGCCAGCCAACCUGGGACAAGGCCCUGGAGAGGAUUGUGGGGAAGAUGUCCCUGUGGCAGCCGCAGUAUCUGCCGAUUAAAGCAAGGAGAGCUGUGAUGGAUGGUUACAUCAUGCCGAUAGCCUGGUCGCAGGCCCAGGUGUACCCGCCGCCUGCUCGGACCUGGGGGGUUAUAACGAAGCUGUCGCACACUUUCAUGUCAGCCAACAAGGUUACAACGGAGAAAUGUUUCUUCCUAUGGAGUAAGGAGCUGCUGUACACGCCGGUGUUGGAAGGAGGUGUGGGGGCAAAAGACCCAGAAGCUAUGCUUACCUGCUUCACAGCCAGGAGGAUUGGGUUGAUACUCAAUGAGUCCAGUCAGCUAAAACGGAAUUUGCUACGGCAGGCAGCAGACUUACCACUGGGGCUCGAUACCUUUAUGUCGCACGAGAAGCUUCUGAAAGUUUGGGAGGGGAAGAGCCAGCGGUGGAAGUUGGCAUGUGAAAACUUCAUGCGCUCUCCUCUGGCGGUGACAGGGGCGGAGCGAAGCAAAGAGGAGGUGGGGCUGGAGAGAAUUGUGUUUAACAGACACAUUCUUCGGAAAGGCUCCACGCCAUUUGGGGGACAAAAGGCGGCGAAACGGCUGCGAGAAGUAAGGCUGGGGGAUCUGAUCCGGAAAGAUGAGGAGGGGAGGGGCACGCUAAAGGACCUGGUCACUCUGGAGAGGGAGCUGCUGGGGAUGGAGGCUGCGAAGCUGGCACUGGAGGCCUUUGCUGCAGCACCAGAAGCUUGGAGGGGAUUGCUUUUCUCAGCUGAGUUACCGCAGAUGGGCUUUGCAGAGGUGUAUGUGGCAGGGAGAGAGGGGUCAAAGCAGUUGCGCAACAAACUCCUGGUGAAGGGGGAGGUUGCGCCGAUGAAGUCACUCAGGUCCUGUUGGGGGCAUGGCAGCAGCGGGCAGUCCAGGCGGAAAAAGUGGGAGGACAGAUGGAGCGGUCGUAUAGACUGGAAGCGGGCAGUUAAAACCCGGGAAUCGCUAGUCACCCCCAGCAGGCCAAGGGAUGUUUUGCUAAGAAUCCACAGUCUGAAUCUGCAAGUCGGGGAGAGACUCCCCUUUCUCAGCAGUGGGCCGGUGUGUCCUUUCUGUGGGGUCUUUGAAACAUUGGAGCACUGUUUUUCUGAGUGCCCAAAGAUCCGGGUGGUGGUUGCAGCAGUGAAGAAGGCCCUGCGCAUGAUUAAUCCUGGCAGGCGGGCGGAAUUGCUGGGGGACUGGCUGUUCGGAAAGGCAAACUCCACGUCAGCAUUCCCCGAGGCGACUCUGAUCUCUAUCGCUUUGCAUCAACUAUGGGUGGAGAGGUGUGAAGGGGCCUUUCGCGGGUGUAAAUUUCGCACGAGGCGGGUACUGCGGAGGAUUGAAACUGCUCUGCGCAUGCAUGUCAACAUUUACGUGCGUGCCUCAGCGGGAAAGCUGCAACAGAAGGGGAAGGUGCAGCAAGCCAGAUGGCACGUGAUGACGAAUCAGGAACAGUGUCUUCUGAACCGCAUCAGGGUGGUGGAGGGCAAGGGCUGGCGGUGGUCGGCCAAAUUCGCAGCAAUUUGGGGCAAGCCACACAGGCCCCGGAUCCACAUGUAA